GCGUUUCCGUUUCAAACGAUUCAAACCAAACUAUCGUGGCCUCUUGGGGCCCACUGUCUCCUCUACCUCCUCCGUCCUCCGGAUCCCAAAAUCUCAAACCGUCAAACGGGACCUGAUACCUGAGAUACGCGCAUGGCGUCGCCGCGCCGCAUUCCCUCUGUGCCUGCCAGAUCCGGCAACAAAGAGAAUAUAUCUCAAGAUGGAGAAGCUCCCUUGGAUUUUGCAACCUUGCCUAAAGAAGGGCCUGCCACUACAAGGCGGAAGAAGAAGCUUGCAGGUUUCAACUUGAGGAAAAGCAUUGCCUGGAAUCCUGCUUUUUUAACUGAAGAAGGUGUUUUGGAUAACUCGGAGCUUUCUGUGCUUACUGGCUCCCAACCGAUGGCAAAUAGGAGCCCUGGAUCAGGGGUCAGUAGUAUAAUGUCCCCAUCCUGUCAGUCAGGGAGAUAUGGUAACACAUAUGUACGGAAGGAAGCCGCAGGGAAUUCACAUGGAAAAUUGCCUGCAAGAUAUCACAGGGCAGAAAGCCAGGGAAGGAAAUUGUUUUCUUCAGCAAAAACUCCUCAGGGGGACAAUCAGAAAGAAUCUGCUGGAACACAAAACAGAAGCUCUGCAAGAAUCAUCCAAAUAUGUACACCAAGAGUACCAGCUGGAUCUAUAUAUCCUAAUGAAGUUUUAGGCAGGAUUGAGCAGGCCUUAAAGUUUUUUCCCUUGAUAACAAUGUCAAGAAUACCAAAACAAUUACGACCUUCUCUUCCUAAGGUCCCAAGAAGUACUUCAUCUGUGACAAACAAUUUGGAAUCACACAAAAAAAUAGCUCCAGUUAAAGCUGAACUAGUUCACAGAGUAACUGGAUUCCCUGCUAGAUUGAAGAUCAAUCCUGUAUCUUCUGGACCUAGCAUAGAGAAGGCUGUGGUGCCUGCUGUUACUGCCAUACAUGAAGAAGCCACUGUGAAAUGCAAAAAAAACCCAGCACACCCACAAAUUAGCCCAUCCACCCCCUUUGAUAGCACUGUGUCAAAACUUGCUAAGCCAUCAGCACUUCGAUUGCCUUCACCUUCACUUGGUUUUUUCACUCAGGAAAAAGCGCAUGUGCCACAUGGUGAUGCUGCUAAAAGAAACGUGGGGAGGUGUUUCUCUUCAAAUACUUCAGCGCUUGAUAGACCUCCCAGAUACAGGCAGUCUGAGGAAAGCAGACUCCACCUAGCAAAGCAGCUGUCAACCAAUGGCACUGUUGCUUCCAAUCUUGUGCUACCUGUGACUAGAGAGGGCCAUCUCAAAUCUUUGGUGGUUCCAGAAAAUGAAUCAUCGUCAAAAGUUAUCAUUACAUACUUAGAAAAAUCUGGAAAUGUAAAUAAUCAAGCAAUGCCAAAGGCUGAUUUCUUAUUGGCAGGAACUGGAGCUACUGAUACUACACAACCAAUGAAUUUAGAAAAGAAAGAUGACGCUGGAAAUAGUGAGACAUUGCUUGUAGAAGGAAUGGAUGAUAUCAAAGAGAUUGAACCUCUUGAUAAUUUCUACGCUCCUGAAGCUAUUUGUUCCUCAACCAUUCGACCUGUUGAGGAUUCUUUCUCGCUUGAAGCCAGUUAUUCCUCAACUAAACCUAUUGUAGAGAGUAAAUUGUCACUCUCUUGCAUUUCUUCUAAAGUACACUCCUCUAGUGAGCUUAGUUGUCAAGGCAAGUCAGUCAGUGAUCCCAGUGCAGCGAUGGACAUGGAAAACUCUAAUGUUGGAGAUACUGCACUUAGCGCUUCUUUGUCGAAAGGCAGGAGUUGCACUCCAGCUCUUGAUUUGUUGCAAGGAUUUUAUUCAUUUGAUCGCCAGAAUAUUGAAUGUCCUAUGCUGAUGGAAUCAGUAUCUACAAUAUGUGCAGACCAGCUGCCACAUUGUGACAGUUUAAGCGAUGAAACGCCAGCCCUAGCUGGCAGUCAUUCAGAUUUGAAUGAUUCUUUGUGUGAUGAAGCUAAACCUGCUUUGUCAAAAGAACCAAAUACUGAAGGUGAAAUGGAGCUUCAAACAAACAGUACCAUAGCUGUAAAGGAAACUCCGUUGUUAGAUGUGGGGUGUGGGCAUAUUCACAAUUAUAGGACCACAGAUUGUUCUACGAGAUUGGAAGCACCUACACCUUGUGUGGAAAGACGUCAUGCUUUAUUAGUAGAACCAAAUAUGGAAGAAAAAAUGGUGCUUGACACAAACAGAUUGUCAGCUAUACAGUACACACCACAUAUAGAAAAGAACAAGGCACUGGAAAGAUCACCGGCAAAUACAAUCCGUAAAGAUCAUCUGAAGAACUUGAUACCAUUUACAGAAGAAUGGCUUGCUGUCAUGGAGUCUUGUGGGCAGGAAGUUUUGGAACAAAAGACCGGUGCUGUGCAAAAUUCUCCUCCUGACAAAACACCUCCAGAACCGAGUCCUUGGUCACCGGUUAAACGGAAGGCGCAAGAUGUUGGACCAUUUGACUGUACGAAGUACUCCAAAAGCAUCCGAACCUCUGGUACCUAACUGCAGACGUUUGAGUUCACAUUCUAUCACGGUAUAGCCACGGUGAUAAGGUCAGGGCAUCCGAGCUUUUGGUACCCUAACUGCAGACCUUGACCUUCACGCUCUGUCAACUGACAUGGUACAGUCACUGUGAUAAGGUCAGGGACUCCCAGCCGAACACGGCGUAAAUACCUGCUACCGAUUGUCAUUUUUGACCAAACUAACUGCGAUGUAGUUCAGCAGCCUUGUUGACCUGCAUUUUUUUGCUUCCCCCCCCCCCCCCCCCCCCCCCCCUUUCCCCCCUUUUUUUGUUAUUGUGAAAUACUGUUGAGAUCACGCCCCAAGCAAACGCUUGGUAAUUAAGAAGGGAAAAAAGAGAGAGAGAGAGGAGAAAGGAUCUAUUAUUAUGUUUGUCUCGAUUGUCCUUUUUUGGCCAUUAGUAGGUGACUAUUGAUGUCUGAAAUUCCGAACGGGAUACCUGAUCGAAUUCCUUGAGAGUUGGUCAGGCCAAUGCAGAAUUGAGGUUUCACGGCGGCAAGCCGGCAAUCCUGCUGCCCCAGCCACCAGAGAAGAGAGUCAGAUUUUCUGGUGAACACGAGAGAGCAUCUUGAUGUGCAUCUUCCAUUCUUCCUACCUCGUCCUGUUCCCCUUCUCUAGUGUCGUGUAGCGCUCAGCGUUGUUAUGUGUUUGGUUGCAGGGCAACUGAAACAGUUGGAGACAGAACAGCUGGAACAGCCACGUCCUGUUGCCCUAUUUUGUCCGUCUAAUUCUGACGAAUAGCUAGAGAUGGUUCUGUCCCAAUUUAUGACUCUGUACUAAACAAUCUUAUUUAAAAAUCGUUCUAUCGUUGCAACUAAACACAUACUGGUUUUCUGGA
This is a messenger RNA of Zea mays, 3355 nucleotides long. RefSeq names its product Retrovirus-related Pol polyprotein from transposon TNT 1-94. The coding region runs from base 133 to 2499 and encodes 788 amino acids. The transcript has 11 exons. The record is from RefSeq and is a predicted model, not a curated record. Gene Ontology annotation, molecular function: microtubule binding. Lineage: Eukaryota; Viridiplantae; Streptophyta; Magnoliopsida; Poales; Poaceae.